UUUGGUGCAGGGCACUUGCUAUUCUCGUACCUUCCUUUCUUGUGAGAGCUGUGCUCACUUUACUAUCUUUAACAGUUGAUCUGGUAAACAUCUUUACGCAAUCGCAAUCAUGAAGAUCGCAUACUCUCUCCUCACUCUGCUGUCCGCGUCGAUGGUGGCAGCAGCGCCGCACCCUUAUGUCGUCACGGAUGCAGUAGCCGCUGCUGGAUCUCAGAAUGAUGGCAUUCCCGUCCCUGAUCUCGACAAACGACAGCACGUCUCCGUCUAUGGCCUCCGUAAGCGAACUAUCGAGCUUCGUGACGCUCUCUUAGCUGCCCGUGGAGGCCAGCGUGAGAACGAGAUCCUUGACACCAACGGCCUGCAAGAACAGGCGGCUGCAGCAGGCGAGGACGCCGCCGCACUUUCUCCUUCAGCAGCGGGCAAUACCGCCGACGCCACCGCUGGCCAGGAGUCUCAACUUCUUGGAGACCAGGACGCCGACCGCGCAGCUCAGGAGCAGCAGAACGCCGCCCAAGAGCAGCAGAAAGCUCAGCAGGAGAUCGACCAAGUACAGCAAGCUGUCGACCAGACGAAGCAGGGCCAGCAAGCUGCUGCUGGCAACGCAACGCAGCUCGUAGGCGGCGGUGCAGCUGCAGGCAAUGGCACGAUGGCCGGUCAAGGCAAAGGAAAGGGCAAGAAGGGAAAGGCGGGCAAAGGCAAGGGCAAGGGCAAGGGCAAGGGCAAAGGCAAGGGCAAGGGCAAGGGCAAGGGCAAGGGCAAGGGCAAAGGUCAGGGCCAAGCCCAAGCUAAUGGCGCUGCUAGUAAUGGCACAGCGGCCUGCAACCAACAGCAAGCCAAGGGUAAGGGCCAGGGCAAAGGCAAGGGCCAGAACCAAGCUCAAAACCAAGACCAGGCUGCAACAGUAACACUCGGUAACGGCGCUGCUAGCAAUGGCACUGCGGCGGCCUGCAACCAACAGCAAGCCAAAGGAAAGGCCACCGGCAACGCCAACGGCAACGGCAACGGCAAGGGCAAGGGCAAGGGCAAGGGCAACGCCAACGGCAACGGCAACGCCAACGCCAACGGCAACGCCAACGGCAAGGGCAAGGGCAACGGCAACGCCAACGGCAACGGCAACGCCAACGCCAACGGCAACGGCAACGCCAACGCCAACGGCAACGGCAACGGCAACGGCAAUGGCAACGGCAAGGGCAAAGGUCAGGGCCAAAAUCAAGCUGCAGCAGGAGCAAUUGGCAACAACGCUGCUAGCAAUGGCACAGCGGCCGGCAACCAGCAGCAAGCCAAAGGAAAUGGCAAGGGCAAGGGGCAGAACCAAGCCGGUGCCCAGGACCAGCAGCAAGCUGCCGGUGGCAUCGAUCCUGGUAACGUCUUGAGCAGCCUUCUUGGUGGCGGAGCGGAAGCGGAUGCUAUUGCCUAAGCUACUGCCGGUCCUGGUGCUGACUCUAGUGCCAAUUCUGGUGUCAGAGGGACGCAUGAGGUAGUGGUCUCUCUGACUUGGUUCCUCCACCUCGUGGCGGCGGUGCUGCAGGCGGCCAGGGGGAUGGUCAAGGCUAAGCUCAGGCCCGUAGGGCUGACCUCACCAGCCUUCUCGGGGGUUUCACUGGCUAGACAUGGCAAGAUAUCUGCCUAAGUGUACGACGGGAUGAUGAGGAAGCUCACAGAUUGAUUCAGGAAUCGACGUGACAAGGAAGCAAUGCAAACAAUACAUAGUGGAACUUAGGAAUCGAUUGUAAUAUCAAUUGCAUAUCUAAUAUCUCUAUGAAAGACCGCAUAUUCUGCCACCGGAUAUCAUUAGUCUAAGCAAACAUCCGUUAAAACGCCUAAAUC
This is a messenger RNA of Didymella exigua CBS 183.55, 1827 nucleotides long. RefSeq lists its product as uncharacterized. Bases 110 to 1417 code for a protein of 435 amino acids. The record is from RefSeq and is a predicted model, not a curated record. The transcript has a single exon. NCBI's taxonomy places the organism in Eukaryota, Fungi, Ascomycota, Dothideomycetes, Pleosporales, Didymellaceae.